This is a messenger RNA of Polistes dominula (European paper wasp), 992 nucleotides long. RefSeq lists its product as uncharacterized. The record is from RefSeq and is a predicted model, not a curated record. Lineage: Eukaryota; Metazoa; Arthropoda; Insecta; Hymenoptera; Vespidae.
AAAUGCUCAGUAAAUGGAGCUCUGCUCUGGGUAAAGAAUUAAAAAUUACCAGUUUCAUUUGCGAAUUGCAUUUUAAUUCAGAAGAUGUGAUUAAAACUAAUAAAGAGGUUCUAAAAGAUGGCAGUAUAUAUGUAUAUGAAUACGAGAGAGUUCAUUUAAAGAAGAAUACUAUACCAAAAUCUAAUGCUCCUAACAAUGCUAAUAACAAUGUAAAUAAUUACAGCUUAUUAUCAGAUGAUGUAAACGAAGUAAUUGAGCCUGAUAAUAAAAAUUCUACAAACGCAAAUCUUCCUGAUAGUACAAAUAAUGUGAUUAAUAGUGAUAAUUUGCUAAUCAUAAAUGAGCCCGAAGAGUUUUCUUUAUAUUCCAUAGAAAAAAUUUUAGAAGCUCAACCAUUACGUAAAAAUUGGAGUUGGACAGUCAUUAAAGAUUCAUAUAUUUCAUUAUCAUAUAUAAAUUUGAAAUUGGAAUUAGUUUGUCACGUAAAAAUUGAUAAAGAUCUGAAAGUUACGAUCGUAAAUGCCAAAACGAAUCUCCUUAUUGAUAUGGUUGUAAAUAUUUCAUCAAUUGAUUGUGUUUGGCAAUUAUUAAGCUCUUUAGAAAACAGCUUUUUCUGCAGUGGAACUGGAUACAAUGACAAGAAAUGUUCGCUGAGUUGUACUGGUGUAUUAUUAGCAGAUGAAACGUAUAAAAAAGAAGUGGAGGAGCACAGGUGCAUUAAUUGCCGAAAAUUGAGGCGUUUGAUACAAAGGCGUAAGAAUAAUACAUCUGAUUAUGAAGCCCGAUGGAUUAAUAUCAAACAUCGCUUAAUUUUAGAGCGCAGAAAGCUCAAUCGAGUUGUUCAUCAGAAUACAAGUUUAAGGCAAGAAUUAUUAAAUUUAAAAAAUCAAUGUGCUGAAAUUGAAGAAGAAGUAUUAUCUGAGAAAAUUGCCGAUUUACCUGUUUUGCAACAACAAACAGUUCGAAAUUGUUUAUUUGCUGCAAAAGCUAAG